AUGUCGUCGCAGCUUGCGUGGAGAAGGAGCGCAGCACCACUUUCCGCACCUCAUCGAACUCCCUCUCCGCCGCUCUCGUCCCAAAAGCCAACAAAGGCCGAUUUGAAGCCCGGCAAGAGAUUCUUUCUCCCAAAUCUCGCCGACAUCACCAGCUCCUCCACCAUCCACAGACAAAUCGGCCAAAGCGUGCCAGGCCAAAUGUCCCAACAACUGACCAUGGCGGCCUUCGAGCACCCCGUCAUCGCCCUCUCCUACCGCGACGUCUCCGGCAGCACCAUCGUCACCUGCCAUUGCCUCACAUCCUGGAACGGACGCCGCCUCGAAGACGCGUGGUCCCACAAACCCGAAAAUUGGACAAAAGUGUGCAUGAUCGAACACAACGACGAGCUCCCUCCCAAGGACGUCAAGCACCUCCACCUCCACACAAAAUCGGCAAAGAACAGCAAACAGUCGUACGUCUUCUUGUGGACCUUCGACAUCGAGGUCGAGAACCUGCGCUUCGACCUCGCGGACCGCCACGGAGAGGUCGUGCUUGACGAAGCAGCUGUCAAGCACCUCGUGAACCACAACCGCCUCAUCAACCCGGCGGCAAAGAAGAUCCCUCUCAGGCCUCUUACGCCCCCUUCGUCUCUUGCGCCACAAGUCUCGCCGCUGCUUAUUAGACGGCCGGUCAAGACUUCGUAUCUCCACGUUCGCGCCAACUCUGCGCCUUUCUAG
Mytilinidion resinicola is the source of this 717-nucleotide messenger RNA. RefSeq lists its product as uncharacterized. Bases 1 to 717 code for a protein of 238 amino acids. The transcript has a single exon. Lineage: Eukaryota; Fungi; Ascomycota; Dothideomycetes; Mytilinidiales; Mytilinidiaceae. The record is from RefSeq and is a predicted model, not a curated record.